Parnassius apollo (apollo) is the source of this 2178-nucleotide messenger RNA. The record is from the annotation of a GenBank genome assembly. Lineage: Eukaryota; Metazoa; Arthropoda; Insecta; Lepidoptera; Papilionidae.
AUGUUAAAAGCCGGGGCUCAAGCCCAAGGCUCCUUGGUGGACGGAGGAGUUGGAGACCCUCAAGCGGGAGGUGGUGGAUUUACACCAUCAGCUCCACGCUGCCAAGCGCAGGGUAUGCCUCUGGAACAUAUUUUAGAAACGAGGAAACAAAAAAAGGAACUAUACGCCAACAAGAUGCGUGAGGAGUCGACUAGGCAUUUUCGUGAGUUUUGCGAAUUGCAAACUAAGGAAAAUGUCUGGUCACUCACGAACAGACUUCUCAAAAAUGCCACCCCUAGGCGCCCACCAGUCACUCUCAAUAGGGGCUCCACCUACACCACAGACAGCCAGGAGACUGCCAAAGCACUUCUUGACCACUUCUACCCAGAUGACUCACCAGACACCUUAACGCGACAUCACGAGCUCAGAUCAGAAAUGACUGACCUUCCUCAGUCCCACGAUGAUCCUCCCUUCACCCAGGAGGAGGUGUUAGAGUGCUUAAAACAAAUGAGCCCCAAGAAGACUCCCGGACUUGAUAACUUCACAUCCGACAUAUGUCAGCAAUUUGCAACAGAUUACCCUAGACUCCUGACAGAUAUACUGAACCGUUGUCUUACACUCCAACACUUCCCUGACCAGUGGAAAACAGCAUACGUAAAAAUUAUCCCGAAACCGGGCAAGUCCGACUACAGCGCAUUAGAGUCCUUUCGUCCAAUAGGACUUCUACCUGUGUUUGGCAAACUGUUGGAAAAGCUUUUUAUCAAGAGGGUCGUAUACCACGCGCAGCGAAACAAUCGACUAAACAAAUUUCAGUUAGGUUUCCGGGAACAGACAAACACGUGCGAAGCCAUUCACACAGCUCUUAAAAUAAUUAAAUUAGCCAAAUCAGAAAAACACCUCAGCAUCGCGAUAUCUCUAGAUAUUAAAGCAGCCUUCGACAACGCUUGGUGGCCUGCACUCUUCCACCGGUUGCGGCAUAUUCAAUGCCCUAAUAACAUCUUUGGACUCAUCCAGGAUUAUAUCCGCGAUCGGAAGGUCAUCCUUGACCAUGCGGGGAGGCGAGUCACCAAGACGAUGUCUAAGGGCUGCAUACAAGGUUCCACGUGUGGGCCUGUUCUCUGGAAUAUCAUACUAGACGAGCUGCUCGAUGCGAGGCUUCCAGCGGGCUGUCACAUACAGGCUUUUGCGGAUGAUGUCUUGCUGGUUGUCACGGCCGCGAGUGUCGGCGAGCUGGAGAGUGCUGCCAACUUAGCUCUCCACCAUAUAGUCGAGUGGGGAAGGAGCGUCAAGCUGACCUUCGGUCCCACUAAAACUAAGCUCAUUGCCUUCACUCCCAAGGCUAAGGUAGCCAGCAUUAACAUGGACGGACACCGUCUUUCUUUUGUGCCAGAGGUUAAACUGCUGGGAGUCAUCUUAGACGAAAAACUAAACUUUGGGAAACACGUGAAACAGGUUAUCAACAAGGCCGUGCGAAUCUUCAACACACUUUGUAUGUACUCGAGACCCACAUGGGGAGCCCAUCCUGAGAACAUCAGUACCAUUUACCACCAAGUGAUCGUGCCAACUAUCACCUACGCUGCUGGAAUUUGGCGACACGUUGCCCAGAAAAGGUGCAUCAGGAGGGCAUUCGGGAGCAUGCAGCGCGGAUUUGCCAUUAAGGCUAUUAGGGGAUUUCGCACGAAUGAAGACCUAGACUCUAGACCGGGUUCAUCUUUGGCUUCAAACCACUCUGAAUCUGACACAGGAAAUUCAGCAUCAUCGUCGGCACCACCUCACCAUCCGAGACCGACAAAAAGGAAUCUCAAUCAAACUUUAACCAAUGACGUUUUAUUAACUGUACAGGAUCAUUUUAAACGUCCUGUACAGCGGGAUGAUCGUUUCGAUAUUUUUGGGAAAAACGUGGCAAUGAAGUUGCGUGAUCUUCCUAAAGAACAGCGCAUUUUAGCGGAAGGUAUUAUAAACGAAGCUCUAUUCUUAGCUGAAAUGGAUAAAUUGACUAUUGACCACAAAAUAUCGGAUCGUGCAACAAUACAACAAAUAAAUUCUAACACUGCAGAAUCACAGAGCAUACUUCAGCCAUACCUUUUAGACAACAAUACAGGAGCGGUACAAAUUUCAAUCCCUGAAAUGUCUAUACCUUUACAAGAAGUAAACACUGCGGCUUCAUUUUUAUGUCAGUACAUGCAAAAUGAAUCGUAG